AUCUCUCUCUCUUUCCCCUUUUGUUUGAACAGGAUAUAUGUAUGGUAAUAGUUUAAAUAUUUGGAUGGUAUGACUCUUGGCUACGUCGCCCGCUCUUCUCAUUUUAUAGAUAUGUAUUUAAGCUACUAGUAUAUAUACCCUAUUUAUUAAUCUAAUAUAAUUGAAACAUAGCAAAAAGUUAUUAGCGUAAAACUAAAUUUUUCACCAGAUCAAUUUGAAAAAAAGUGCACUGUCAACCAAAACAGCGUUGAAAAAAAAAGUUUGGCUGCUGUUCUGUUAGAUUCUUUUAACUUCUAUUACCCUUACAACUUUACAAUCAAUACAAUCAAGUGAAAGAUGAGUCAGCUUGCACCACCGCAACAUGCCCAUCCUGGUGCUCAACCUGGUGUUGAACAAGUUCAAACCACAAAUCAAAGAAGUCCAGUGGCUGUAAAUAUCGCCAAUUAUUUGUUUCAGAAUCCAAUCUUGAAACAAAGAGUUGGGUUGAUGGAUAAUGAAAGAGAUAUGUCAUUUUUUAGAUACAAACGUUUGAAUAGAGCUUUAUUAAGUGAAGAUUAUAAGACUCGUCAAGCUAAUCCUAGAAAUGGUUUGAUUCCCAUCAAUGAUGAUGCCGAAGCUCAAAGAGUAUUAAUAUUAUUGAUUCAAAAUCAAUUAAUUAUUCCUAUUAAUAAAUUACAUUAUGCUGAAAUCAAAGCUAAAAGAGGAUGGAAACCAAAUAAGACUAAGCCAACCUUAACCAAGGGUGAAAAGGCCUUUCUUGAUCCUGAUGCUUAUUAUGGUUGGUUAUAUGCUAAACCAAAUCCAUUUCAAUUAUUAUAUAGUAUCUUAGCUGUGAUUGGAGUAUUUACUGUUAUUUUAUUCCCAUUAUGGCCAUAUUUUAUGAAGAGAGGGGUUUGGUAUUUAUCAAUGGCAGCAUUGGGCUUGAUUGGAUUAUUCUUUGUUGUUGCUAUUGUUAGAUUGAUCUUGUAUGUUAUUUCCUUAGUGGCAUUACCAAAACCUUUCUGGUUAUUUCCUAAUUUAUUUGAAGAUUGUGGAGUCAUUGAAAGUUUCCAACCUCUUUAUGGAUGGGAAGAACCAAAAAAGAAGAAAUCAAAAAAGAGUAAAGCCAGUGCUAGUGGUGAAACUGCUGCUGCUACUCCAAGUGAAUCAGUCUCAAGUGCCAGUAACACCACUUCUAGUGGUGCUAACGUUGUAGCUAAUGGAUCAGCUACUACCAAACGUAGAGCUGUAUUAGAAGAAGUUGACGAAGAAUAGAUGUCCCUAAUUAUUCUAUAUAGAUACCAUCAUCAUCUAAGUAAUAAUAUUUGCAGUAUAAUACAUGAAUUAAAGUUAUAUAUAUAGAAUUUA
Scheffersomyces coipomensis is the source of this 1347-nucleotide messenger RNA. It is a transcript of the gene SEC62, whose product is annotated as Sec63 complex subunit. Gene Ontology annotation, cellular component: endoplasmic reticulum; endoplasmic reticulum membrane. The transcript has a single exon. Lineage: Eukaryota; Fungi; Ascomycota; Pichiomycetes; Serinales; Debaryomycetaceae. Gene Ontology annotation, biological process: post-translational protein targeting to membrane, translocation. The record is from RefSeq and is a predicted model, not a curated record. The coding region runs from base 337 to 1254 and encodes 305 amino acids.